AGGACAGGAGUUGAGCUGAGGCUCGACAUGAUGCAUUCCAACAGCUCCUUGACGUCCGAUUGGACGGAUUUCUCCGACGAUCGACUGCGCUAGCCGGUUAUCGUAUUGUUAGAACUACGCUAACUACUUUCAGUUGUCGCGCGCACCAACGACCCCACUGCAUGAUGGCCCAUCAUCCUCCAUCCUCAUCAACCUGUCCGGCUUGCAAGUCGGCGAUUACGGAUAUAGGAUAUUCAGCGAAACUAAAUCCUUCAUUCACAACGAUGAUGAAGAAAUAUAAUGGGAGUUCGACAAUCGCCGGUAGGAGAGAAGAGGGAAGAACAGAAUCAGUACUAUAAGACAUCCAGAAGCGCAAUCGAUUCAGGCGUGGAUAGCCUCGCAACCACCAUCAAGUAGCAGUCUUCUUCUAUUCGGCACUAGUAUCAUCCAUCAACAAUGGAUUCUUCGUCCCUUCCACCCACCAUGAAGGCCCUCGUGUGCCCUGAGGCAGGCCAACCCUUGGCUCUCCAAGUCGUCCCAACCCCGACCGCCGUCCACGGCAGCGUCAUCGUCAAGAUCAUCGGGGCCUACUUCGACGAUACGAUACCCUUCAUCCUCUCAGGCAAAGGCCCCUUCAGCUUCCCCAAAAACCUGAUCCCUGGCAGCCGAGCCAUCGCCCGCGUAGCAGCCCUAGGCCCGGACACGACAAGCCUCGAGGUGGGCCAGCUGGUGAUGCUAGAGCCCUUCCUACGGGCGCGGGACAACCCGCGAGUGGAGAUCCUAUGGGGCAUCUUCGACGGCCCCACCCCAGCCAGCAAGAAGUGGGCGGCCGACAACUGGUCCGCGGCCGGGUACGCCGAGUACUGCCGCGCGCCCCUGGAGAACUGCCACGCGCUCGACGAGCGCCGCCUGUGCGGCAGCGCUGCCGACGGCGGCCUGGCCUACUCGCCCGAAGACCUGCUGCACCUGCCCACCCAGCUGAUCGCCUACAGUGGCCUUCGAUCCGUCAACGUCCAGGCCGGCGAGACCGUCCUCGUCGCCCCCGCCACCGGCUCCUACAGCGGCGCCGCCGUCCAGGUCGCCGUCGCCAUGGGCGCCAACGUCGUGGCCAUGGGCCGCAACGUCGCCGAGCUCAAGCGCCUCCAGGACCUGUUUCCCGGCCGAGUCAGCAUCGUGCAGAACACUGGCGACGUCGAGGCCGACGCUGCGGCGCUGCGGCGGGCAGGAGGGGAGAUCGACGUCUACCUCGACAUCUCGCCAGCCUCAGCCAAUGAUUCGACACACGUCCGCAGCUGCUUCAUGGCCGUGCGGCAGUACGGGCGGGUGUGCCUGAUGGGCAUUAUCAGCCGCGAUCUGGCCAUGCCGUACCAGCUGGCCGUGUGGAACAACCUGACCAUCAAGGGGCAGUACAUGUACGAGAGGGAGUACGUUCAAGGGCUGAUCAAGCUUGCCGAGAGCGGGGCUCUCAAGCUGGGCAGGGAAGGGGGGGUCGAGAUCGUGGGCAAGUUCAAGCUUGAGGAGCUGGACAAGGCCAUUGCGGCGUCGAGGGCGACUUCUGGGUUCGGAAAACUAACCAUUCUGGCCCCAUGAGUCUAAGGCUCAAGAUUAAUGAGUGUCCUUAGCGAGAGCUUGCACAUUAUCCAUCUAAUAGCUACACUAUGACCAUCCGCAGAGCAAUAUCGCAAGUGAUAAACUUCCGAUUCAGACCACUUCUACGACCCAGCUAGGUACUGUAUAACCCAUAGAGUGAUGAGCCGUACUUUCCUACUAUCAGAUUACAAGAGCAACUGCUAUUCUUUUCCAGGCAAGAAAGAGACUAUACAAGGUGGUCGAU
Messenger RNA from Phialemonium atrogriseum, 1813 nucleotides. Its product is annotated as GroES-like protein. The coding region runs from base 436 to 1569 and encodes 377 amino acids. Lineage: Eukaryota; Fungi; Ascomycota; Sordariomycetes; Cephalothecales; Cephalothecaceae. Gene Ontology annotation, cellular component: mitochondrion. The record is from RefSeq and is a predicted model, not a curated record. Gene Ontology annotation, molecular function: oxidoreductase activity. The transcript has a single exon.